Messenger RNA from Lottia gigantea (owl limpet), 1218 nucleotides. RefSeq lists its product as hypothetical. The transcript has 9 exons. NCBI's taxonomy places the organism in Eukaryota, Metazoa, Mollusca, Gastropoda, Lottiidae. The record is from RefSeq and is a predicted model, not a curated record. Gene Ontology annotation, biological process: protein polyubiquitination; regulation of Toll signaling pathway. Gene Ontology annotation, molecular function: protein binding; ubiquitin protein ligase activity. The annotation marks the transcript as partial.
CCUGACUGCCAACCUAUCAAAUAUGGUGAAUUAAUAGUAUUAGGUUAUAAUGGCCACCUACCAAACGGUGAUAAAGGUAGAAGAAAGAGUAAAUAUAUAUUAUAUAAACGAGUUAAAGCCAACGGUGUAAAACCAUUCAGGCGUCAUCUUGUCACCUGUCCACAGUCUUCUAAGGCAGUUCAAGAUUCAGCUCUCCACUCAGUAUCCUACACACUGUCUAGAAAUAAAGCUAUUAUAGUGGAAUAUCAAAAUGAUGAAGAUACAGACAUGUUUCAGAUUGGAAGAUCCUCUGAGAAUCCUAUAGAUUAUGUUGUCAUGGAUACGAUACCAGGUCCAGUACGAAGUAAUAGUGAGAUAGUUACCCAGAGUACAAUAUCACGGUUCGCUUGUCGUAUUAUUGUUGAUCGUAAUCCACCCUAUACCUGCCGUAUUAUAGCAGCCGGCUUCGAUGCAGGCAAAAAUAUAUUUUUAGGGGAGAAGGCUGUGAAGUGGUAUUCAGGAGAUGAGAUAGAUGGAUUAACAACUAAUGGUGUAUUUAUAAUGAAACCUCAGGGAGGAUUUGCUGCUAGCUCUAAACCGGGUGUAUGGAGAGAGGUGUCCGUAGGGGGAGGGGUCUUUCCAUUACGAGAGUCACGACCUUCACCUUUAAAAGGUUGUCAGAUAGGUGAUGAAGACAAUAUAUUACGUGAUGGUACGUUGAUAGAUUUAUGUGGUGCUACCAUGUUAUGGAGGUCAGCUUUAGGAUUGAUUUCAGCACCGAGUGAACAUGAAUUUGAACAUUUAGUGAGUGAAAUAAAUGCUGGACGUCCACAAUGUCCAGUAGGCUUGAACACCUUAGUCCUUCCAACACGUGGUUCGUUAAAUUUACACGAUAAACAGCCAUAUGUGUAUUUACAUUGUGGACAUGUUCAUGGUAAACAUCAGUGGGGAGUGACAGAGUCAGAGAGUACCAGAACUUGUCCUUUAUGUUUAACUGUUGGACCGUUUGUAAAAUUACAGAUGGGAUGUGAAUUAAGUUUAUACAUGGAUUCUGAACAUCCGACAUAUUGUUUUAAUCCUUGUGGACACGUAGCUUCGGAAAAUACAGUCAAGUAUUGGGCUCAUGUGGCUGUUCCCCAUGGUUGUCAUGGCUUCCGGGCAAUAUGUCCCUUCUGUGCUUCACCCUUAACUGGUAGUCCUGGUUACGUGAAAUUAAUAUUCCAAGAUCAUGCUGAUUAA